CACAGCUCAAUGCCGAUUUGUUCACGGCAUCCCGCACGACGCAUCAUCCACUCACAACCAUUACGUUGACGGACUGCGAGAGACACCCGACCGACGACGACAACAACGACGGCCAGGCAGCCAGCCCAAUAAAUAUUUCGCUUAAUCGCAGCGCCCCCCAACAAAAGUUCCAAAUCAAGAGCUGGCUGUGCCUCGUCCCCGCAACCGCCUGCCGAGCUUACCGGUUUUCUGAUUACCUCGACACUAGGUAGCAGCCUCGAAUCAUCACGGCCAUCCAUUGCUCGACCACUCUCUGAUGAAACAUUUCAGCUCCGGUGCCAGCACAGAGCUGCUUCCAUUGGGAAACUGGAAUGACAUGACAAUGGGUUGCUAGCACCCUGCCACUCAAGCAAGCAGCAAGCAAGCAAGCAAAGCAACCUCGACCUUUUAAUUAACGGACAACAAAACGAUCGACACAAUGGCCCAACCAUCGUCCCUAAGCACUAACAACCCGUUUCGGCGCAAACAAGCGACUCCGACUUCGAACCCUCCCAUUCAGCUGGCCUCCGACGCCUUCGCCCACGCUUUCGACCCUCUCCCUACCUCUUCCUCGUCUUCGUUAGACCCUACGCGACCGGCACUACCGUCCAGCGAUGACUUCCGCAACUCUCUCCAGUCUCUGGGGCAGUCCAGCGAACCACCUCCAAAGACAAGCUUCCAGAAACCAAAAGUCGUGAAGAAGGUCCGCGUACAGUCACCACCGCCAUCUCCCGAGUCGGAGGAAGAACCCGAUACAUACCCACCGGUGGAGGAGGAUACGGCCGAAAGUAGUUCCAGUGAUGAUGAAGAUGGAGGCGCGGAUCCAUUUGCCCAGGUGCCGCCUCCCACCGCAAUGGAUGGCAAGGCCUUCCCGCCGACGCUGUCACGACCGGAGCUACCAGGCUCCACAACACAGAGUCCCGGUGGUGCGGUACCAGGAGGGAAGGGCUCGUUAGACGUUGAUUCCUUCCGACGGCUUCUUUUAACAGGCCAAGCAGGAGGACCGGUACAACCACCACGGACCGAUGGGGCGAGCCUGACUGAUGCUUCGUCGACUUUAGCUGCCCAAGACACGUCCCGGACAUCCCACGGGAGUCCGGAACAUGAAAGGGAAGAAUCACAGUCGCAGCGAACACGCCCAACACUUCAGACACCAGGGUCGUCGAGGAGCAAAGCGCCGCCGCCGCCGCCGCCUAGCUCGAGGCAUGGGAAGUUGAUCAAAGUGGACCCUAACCCUACGCCAGUCACCCCGAGACCGUCGUCUUCGUCAUCAUCUGCCCCCGCGUCCCGGGUGCUGGCUUCGCCGUUUUCAGAACAGCCUUCGGACGUGAACAAAACACCGCCACCGCCGCCACUUAGGUCUCCAGGCGAGGAAGACCUGGAAAGCCCAUUCGACCAUGAAGCCGCCGGCAAGGUCCUGGAGUUGGGGCAAGAGACAAACCCAACGACUGCCCCACCGCCAACUCCGCCCAAGCCAACAACGGCCACACCGCCUCCUUCACAAACAUCCAGAAAGCCACCCCCUCCACCCAGGCGAUCGACUCAUGGCCGUUCAGAAAGUAAGGUGUCUGUCCCGGGGUCUGUGUCAACACCCGUGGCAACACCACAGACGUCUCGUGUGGAUGAGGAACCCAAUCGCACUUCUCUGGACUCGAUCCGCUCAAGGUCAUCGAGCCUAAAGGUUGCCAGUUCUACCACUCAUGUGAACGCACCGGCACCGCCUCCGCCGAGGAGGUCGACACAUGUGCCUAGGCCUUCGACUUCUACGGCAGGAUUGGGAAUUGGCAUCAGUUCGCCUGCAGUCGCGUCUGCUGGGGCCGAGGGCACAGAAUUUCCUGGGUUGGCAGCUCAACCGGCCUCUGGGUCAGCGCAGAGCAGCCGACCUAGCACCCCUGCCGAUUCCUCCAACAACCCCGAAACCGCUAGCAUCAGCAGCUUCAACCAAACUGGACAUGGUAGGACCUUCAGCGGAAGCGGCAGGCUAGCCCCUCCUCCACCUCCCCCAGCGAGGAACAAAUCAGUCCGGUCGGGCACCCCUUCAACGCCGGGUACUGUGCGCAGGGCGGACAGUGGUAGAAGUAGGGAACCAAUCGGAUUGGCAUCCCCGGCACCGAUUGCCCCGAGCCCGAAUCAUGCCCCGCCACCACCACCUAGACCGCGGCCGAGGGGGAGUAACAGGCGAUCGGUCUCGGGAAGCGGGAGUAUUGAUAGCGGCAAUCCUGCACCUGCUCCGGGAACUGUUGAGUCACCUGCUCCUGUUCGUCCACCACCUGCUGCUCCAGCCCCAGGACUGGGUGGUGCUGGUGCGCGAUUCCUGGAAGCAUCGCUGGCAUUAGGCGAGGAACCGAGAGGUCUUCCAGAUGGAAUGGAGCUUGCAACCGCAGAUAGCAAGGUACAAGAGCAGGGAUUCGUCGACGGCAACGAGGACGAGGAAGACGUGAUGAGACGAGAGUCGGCAGCUAAGGAUAUCCUGGCCGAUUUGGAUGCGUUGCAGAGAGAGGUUGAUGCUUUGAGGGCGGCACAGGAGCAAGGGAGGACUACUACUCUCUGAAUCAAGUACAGGUACAGAUGACUGGAUAAGAACCCUGAGAGGAAGAAAGAAAGAAAGAAAGAAAGAAAGAAAGAGAAAAAAAA
Molecule: messenger RNA, 2652 nt
Organism: Neurospora tetraspora
Lineage: Eukaryota; Fungi; Ascomycota; Sordariomycetes; Sordariales; Sordariaceae
Exons: 1
Coding region: 458-2569 (703 amino acids)
Source: RefSeq, a predicted model, not a curated record